Molecule: messenger RNA, 9910 nt
Organism: Cinara cedri
Lineage: Eukaryota; Metazoa; Arthropoda; Insecta; Hemiptera; Aphididae
Source: the annotation of a GenBank genome assembly
AUUUAUUAACCUCAUAACUCUUACUGUCGUUAUUUUAUUCGCAUCAGUUUGCAUUUUGGCGUUCCGCAUUCAUCAUCCCGCCGAGAACUGCAGUGUAUAUUAUUAGCUCGUAUAUAUAAAUAUAGUAAACUUGGAUACUAGUAUUUUACGUUCCAUCGUUACCUAUAUUAUUAUUUACAAUAAUAAAAGAUAUAAUAGUUUUUUCGUCAACUAAUUUACUCGCUAACGAAUUUCUCAAGAAGUUCUCCCGACGACAGUUCAACAGAGACACACAGUCUAGUAUUAUUCACAUGUAAGUGACCGUUACGAUAUAAAUAAACAUAUAAUACUUUCGAUUUUAAUUCGAUCGAACGGUUCUGGAACCGUUAUAUUUUGACUAUAUUAUGUACGAUGUAUUUUCGAUUAAUAGUUUUUGCGUUUUUAUAAGUUUUUUUUUUUAUUUAAUGAGUUUUAUGAGCUGCCCAUUAUUUCGUGAAUUUUGGAAAGUUUAUUAGGUAGAUCAUUUUCUAGACAUAUUUUAAUAUGGUAUGCCAUGGGUUUUUUCUCUGUGUACUAUGCAAGUUUUUGUUCGAAAGAAAAUUGUAUGAAUGACUAUUUAUGUAUAGAUAUAAAUACGAAUGAUCGCUGUAUAAGUAUUAUGUUAAAAUUUUAAAAUUAUUCAAGAAAAACGAAAAUACUUAAUGUCUCUGAAGAAAUAUGAAAAACAAAUUUCACGUUAAUAACUAAUGUUAUAGUGUUAGAUAUCUAUAAUACGUUUCUACAGUCAUUUUAUGAAAUAUCUAAUAAAUCUCUAAGCGUACUUCUUAAGGUGCUUUAAGUGCUUUGUAUUUUUUGAAAAAUUUUAAAAUUUGUUUAUUUAGCGAUUCAUAUACAAAGUGUAAUACGAAGAUCUGACAUCUGAAAUAACUUUUAUUCUACCUAUUUAUUAUAAUAUUAUCAUUAUUAAUGGGUUUUUAAAAAAAAUUAUUAUUAUGCCCCUGCGCGAGAGUUAAAAAUGUUUACUAUAUUUUAAUGAAAAAAAAAUCAAAAUAGCUAUUUUCUAAAAUAGAUUUUAAAAUAAAUUUUGACGGUUAAAACUUUUAUUUAAGUAUAUGGUCAUUCAAUUUCUACAAUUUUUUGAAAUUUUUAAAAACGUGAAUAUUAUUAUUGCUUAUAAUCUAUAUUAUAAUAUUUUAUACAUUUAAUUGAUUUUUAAAAUAUAAUAAUAAUAUAAUAUAAUUUUUUCCCAUGAGUAUAAUUCAUAACAUAAUAAUAUUAUCAUAAACAAUGUCUAUUACAAUGAUUGUUGAUUGUAAAUUAUUUACAUUUCUAAAAAUUUCAACAAAUUUUAGAAAAUAAAUAACCAUAAUUAAAUAUAAGUUUUAAUCAUCAACAAUUUUCUAAAAAUCUAUUUUACAUAGUGGCUAUUUUGAUUUUUUUUUUUUUUUUAAAUAUAAUAAAAUCCCAACUUUUAAUUUUAUCGUAGAAGCAAACUUAUUUAAAAAAAAUAUUGAAUAGAACAUCAAGUGUCAUGAUAUAACACAUUAAAUAACAACAAUGAACAUUUCGUGUUCCACUAUAAUGUAUAAUAUGAUGUAUCGCGUUAUACUUUCCCACUACAAUUUUAAUCAUGUAAAUUUUUGCAUAACAAAUAAACAGAUUUGUUCAAUAAACACUACGUUAAUAUAAAAUUAAUUAUUAAGUUAAGUUGAAAAUUACUAAUAUUUGUUUAUUAAACUAGUAAGUUAUAAGUUGACUUUGAAAAAAUUAAUUUAAUCUAUUUUCUAAUCCCUCAGUGUAAUUUUUAAAUCAAACAAAGCCCAGUAUGAAAACUAUAACUAUAAACUAUAGUUUUUACUUUCCCAAUUUUUGCAUGUUUUCCACCUACUUGUUAGUAUUUAGUGAAUUAUUGAUUAUAUUAUUAUUAUCAACAUUUAUAGGAAAAUAUUCUUUAUUCAAAUAUGUGUUCAAAAAGGGCGGGAGGGUUCCUAUUUAAAAAUCAGAAGUAAGUGCUUAUUUAAGAUGUAUAUGGAGUAGGGAUCAAACAUUAAAAUUGUUUUAAAAUAAAGCUUAAACGAUUCCAUAAUGAUCAAAUUCACACUUUUCUCUUAGAUAAUUGCUGGUCCAUGAUAAAGAAAAUCACUUGUAUAUAAUUUAUCAUAUGUAUUCGAUAGUUUUUUGUUUAUGUUUGUAAAGUUAGCUCUGUAUAGAGAGAAUCCUAUCGAUGAUCGCUGUGUUAUCGGCUGGAAAGAUUUAACAUAUAAACGUACAGAUUUGACUUAAAUCAAAAAAAAAAAAAAAUAAUAAAUCACACGAAUUGUUUAAGUAAGGUAAUAAUAACGUAUCAAUGUAAAUGAUAAUUACUACUUAAGUAAAUAAAUUGGUUCGUAUAAUUCCUAAGCUUCGCGUUUAUACGGUAAUCCGUUGGUAAAAUGUGCGAUGGUCGAACAAGGGGGUUACUAACUGGAUUUAAGCACUUGAUACUCGAUAGGUAUAGGUACUGUUCCUUUUUUUUUUUUUUAUUUAUAUUACUUAACAAAAAAUUCACAAUCUGUAUACAAAUAAUAAUUAAUCCAAUAAGUAAGACAAGUGCACCCGUUGACAAAAACAAUUAUUAUUGUAUAUUUUUAAAAUUUAUUUACAAGUCACGAUACUCUCGAUUGAAGGACGCCACUUCAUCGCGUUAUAGCAUACCUAUAUUAUAUAACGUAUACCUUAUCCUAAUUGGCCUAAUCCAUUUCAACGGGUUUUAUAAAUUUGCACGUACCUAUAUACAUACACACGGUAUACUAUAAAGUGUACAUGUAAGUAUACCUGUAAACUUGUUGGUUUUAGGACGAUUUCGAAUUUCGGUUGUAAACAUCAAUAAACAUUAACGAUAAUAUAAUAUUUAAUAAUUUUAAAAAAAUCUGUACAUUUUUUUUAUAUUAUACGAGGUUAACAGUAAUAAUAUUAUUGUUGAUGGUGGAUUUCUGUAGAGUGGUCGCGAAAAAAAAAUAAAAAACACAUAUCAAUAUCGGUACGUUAAAUUUUGGAAAUUCAAUAAAUUAGGUAUAGGUAGGUACCCAAACUAUUGAGUGAAGUGGAUAUAGGAUUCGCGUAUUUUGGAGACACAAUUACUAUUACACUUCACGCAGUUCGCGCGUUCACUUGAAUACGGUUAUAGUUAUUGUUAUGAUGUCGAGUAAUGUAUAUAAUAAUAAUAUAUCGAAGAUAUUGUACUCAACGAAAUGCACAUUACCUGUAUCGUCGUAUAAAUCAAUAUUUGCACCAUAAAGCAAUAAAAAUUAAACCUGAUUAGAUAAAACAAAUGUCAAAUAAAAAUAUCAAUUAUACAUACAUAUGUGUAAAUCGAGGAGAGUGUCAUCUUACAAUUAGUAGUAAUUCUAACCUUACCCGACAUAGGUGACCAAUAUUAUUACGUUAUUAACUACUGUGUAUUAUAUCGCGUUUACAAAAUUAUAUUUGAACAUUUUCAAUGAAAUACCAAUUUCAGUUUAAAUAUAUUAUACCUACACACAUAGUAUUGUUUCGAUUAUAGUCGAUUCCGGUACGCAACAAUUUGUUAAAUACAACGGUUUUUAAAUUUUAAUUCCGUAUAAUUCGGGUUUUUUUUUUCAUUAUUAUUAAUUUAACAAACAAAAUGCAAUACACCAAAAUAAAAAUAAUCGAUAGCAAAAAUGGUAAGUAAAAUUAUUAGUAUGUAAGAUGGAAAAAAUACUGAUACACCUGUAUUAACAUUGAUUUCGUUAUAAAACCUGCAAUGUAUCUCGUACGUGUACAAAUAUAUUUUACCAACUACACUAUAAUAUGUGUAUACAUUGGUUACAUUUGAAAAUAGAUUUUUUUUUUUAAAAAAUAUGAAUUGUUUUCUCUUUUGGUGUACAAUGAGUAAAUGUAUAAUUUUGAUUAGGCCCUCCCGAUCAGGAUCUCGACAUGGGCGAUAAGGACAAUAAUAACCAAGAAAAAGGAUACAAUCCGAAUUAUUUGUUCGACGAACAAGAAGACCUAAAAAAAGUAAAUUAAUACGUAUUUUAUACCAUACGAAUAAAUCCUGAUCCGUAAUUAAAUAUUACGAGUGUCAUUAUUUAAUGCUAAAUUACCUGUAACAUUGUUGUGUUAUCUUGAUUUUCCACAGAAAACUAGCGUCUCGUGGAUUCUCGUUUUAACGGCCAUAAGCGCUAGUUUAGGCUGUUCGAUUCCUGCCGGGUACAACAUCGGAGUAGUAAACGCUCCAGCAGAAGUGAGUACUCGAAAUUCCCUCGUGCCACGAUUAUUAUUAGGUGUUCAAUUAAGAAACUCGACAUAACAAAAACUAUUAUCUUGUUAAUCAGGUGUUGAAACAAUGGUGUAACGAAACGAUCAUACACCGCUAUGGUGUCCAAUUCACUGCGGCUCAACUCGACGGCCUCUGGUCCAUACUGGUGUCGGUGUUUUUAAUCGGAGGAAUCGUGGGCGGUAUAGCUGGUGGACGGUUAGCCGAUGUAUUAGGCCGGUGAGUACGGAUGGUUUUUUUUUUAUAUAUAUAUGUAAUGUCUAAAAUAUAUGUGUUACUCGAUCCGAAAUAUUAAUUUUGUAACUGUUACUUUCGCGCUUAAAAAUUUCAACAUGUUAUAUUAUGUACGUUGUUAAUUUAUAAUAAUAAUAUCGUAUUAUCAUAGUCAAUUAAUCUAAUAAUUACGAAGGAUAACACAAGGAGUCAUAAAACGAUUUGUUAUCUGCGAAAAUAAAAUAUAAUACUUUAUAAUACCUGAAGGUACCUCAGUACGAGGAGACACUAAGCAUAAUACGAUUAAAAGAAUUAUUCGUUUAAACGUCUAAUUUUGCUUAGUAAUGAAUAGGUUUAUAUAAUUAUUAUUUUUUUUUUUUCAUACGAUCUCAUAGGGAGAUAAUAAUAUUAACUGCCUAUUUGUUGCUCAAAAAUUAAAAGAUGCGAGCAUUAUACGGUCGCGCCUUAUUUCUAAUCGUGUAGACUACUAAGUAGUCAACAGCACUGCGCAUUUUUUGCGCGGUUCUUACGCCGUUUUCGUUAAUGUCGUACGGCAUUCCGCGUACACCUAAUGCAUAUACGGACUUUUUUUUGUCAAAAAUGUUGUUGAAACUUGUACCAUAAUAUUAGUUAAAUAUUAUAAUUGCAUUUUGGUAUGAAUUUAUUAACACACAUUUUCUUCAAUAAAACAAUACCCAACUUCAGCAUAGUUCGUAACCAAUUUUAUGCCCCAAUCGUAUACAAUAUACGUACCUAAUUUAAAAACGAUUUGUUUAAACAGACGUUUGUAUUCUACGAACAAUACUCACCUACUUUAUGUAAAUAGUUGUGAACAUUUUAAUGAGUGAUCCUUUAUUAUUUUAUUGUUGUAAAAAUAUCAAUAAAUGUCCGUAGUAAGAUGCACAAUAGACCAAUAAUUAUUAUUAUUAUAUGAUAUUCAUUAUUCAAAAAUUCAAUAAAAUGUACAAACUCAUAAUAUUGUAUUAUUAAUUUAUAACUUAUACUUCAAAUUCAGUUGCAAUUUAGUAUGAGCAAUAUUAACAUUUUUUAGUGAUUUUUUUUUUUUGUUAAUUUUUUAUGAAAACAUUAAUGAACUGUGCACAUUAAACAAUUUAUAUUUUCAUAAAUUUAUUAAAAUGUUUAAAGUUGUAUACAUAUUUUAAUGUUGUGCUAAAAUGUUUUUAUUUUUUUUUUUUUUUUGCAGGAAAGGAACUUUAAGACUGAUAUACCUAUGUAAUUUGUUAUCCGGUAUCCUAUUUUUAAACUCUAAGUCAUUUGCUCUUGUAGAAAUAUUCUUUAUUGCACGGCUUUUAUCUGGUCUAUCUGCUGGUGAGUUAUAAAAGUUAUUACCUUUAUCGUACAUUUUAAACUCUAAGUUUUGUCCACCGCUAAGUAAGUGGAUAAGUUUUCCCUGAUGAACGAUAUUAACUAUUUCAAUGUUCAUCAACCCGAAAACAUAAUAUAAACUUACACUUACAUGAAACUUUUUAGCUGUAGAUUUAUAGUGUUUAGCUUUGGAAUCUUAAACAAAUAAUACAUUGUUUUCACUAUCGUAGUUUCUCCAUUGAGUAGUGCCUUCACUAUAUUUGAUAGCGAUCUAUGUAAUUUUAUUCUAAAUAUAUUAUAUAAAUCCACGCUUUUUUUCUUCUACUAUUUAAUAGAUUAAAAGUAUUUAAAAAUUUAAGUUUCAAAAAAUAUUUUAUCCUAUUUUGAAUGUAAAAUUAAUUUAUGUUUCUUAUGAUUUUAGGAAUCACAAUGGCAAUGGUACCUAUGUAUUUAUUAGAGUUGGCACCCGCAGAUAAAAGUGGAGUAUUCGGCGUGGUAUUUACAAUAGGUCUGAAUUUCGGAGUGUUGUUUUCUCAGUUUCUAGGUCUUGAAAAUCUCUUAGGCAAGUGAACGUUUUUUUUUUUUUUUAAUUAUUAGAAUGAUAAUAAUAUUAUUAUUUAAUAUGUAUAUAGUAAUAUUAUAUAAAACAAUUUUUUAAAAGUGUUGAAAUUUAAGUAACUAAAAUGUUUUUUUUUUUUUUUAGGAAGUGAAGCGUCGUGGCCUUUCUUGUUUAGUUUAUUUGCUGGUUUAGUAAUAUUAGCAAUUUGUACAUUACCUUUUAUACCCGAGAGUCCUAAGUAUUUAUAUACCGUGUGCAAUGAAUAUGGCCAAGCUUUACUGGGUAUAUAUUUUAAUCGUUAUCUAUAGUUGAAAUAAUUAUUGUUUUCCAAUUUUUCCAACGUGGCUUAGGCUAUAUUAAUAUUCACAAAAUAUCGCAGAUUACCAACGCUAAAACGUGAUUUAUUAACAGAGUGUACUUGAUUUUUAGAAUUAAGUCAUUUAAGAGGAAUGCCGUCCAGCGAAGUGAGUUGGGAGUUGGACAAUUUGCUUGUUUCCUCAGAAAAAUGGUCUCUCAAAAGAGUCAUACACGAACCUAUCACGUAUAAAGCUCUAAUAAUUACCUGCAUAAUAAUGUUGGGCCAACAGCUGUCCGGAAUUAACGCAGUAAUUAUUUACUAUGUUUAUUUUAUAUUCUGAGCAUAGCGGGGAAAAUAUUGGCUUUCCUAUGGUGUGUGGUUAUUAUGUUUUUUUUCUGUCUGUGAGCAACUUUUUUAUCAAAAUCUUGCUCCAAUUAAAAUAUGCCAAGAAACGGUUUUUGUUGCGUAUUUUGAAUCUACUUGGUACAUUAAGAAGAUCAUUUUUUGAUUUUUUUAAAGCAUUUUGAGAAAACUAAAAAAUAAAUCUUAUAGGAAACAUUGAACAAAUAUUUACGACGCCGUUAAUGAUUUCAUUAUUUCCAUUUUUAUUUUUAAACUAAAUUUCUUGCUACAAUGUUCUAAAGUAGUAUAUUUUCUGAAAGAAAAUUUUUUCUAGUUGAAGUAUAUUAAAGUUGAUUUUUGACUAAAAAAAAAAAAAUUGUAAGGUAACAGUUUUUAUUUUAAAACCAUUUUAAGAUCAAAUUUUAACAGAAAACGUGGAAAUUACGGCAUUUCAAAAUACGUACCUACAAUCAAACUUCGAACAGACUAAUUUUUCGUUAGCAAUUUAUUUUUUGUAAAUUUUGAAUUGCUUAAUAAUAUUACAAUAUAUAGACACUUGAUAUCAUAUUUUUAUAAUUAUUUUUUAGGUAUUUUACUACUCAACGUCGAUUUUCAAAAGUGCGGGCAUGAGCACUGCCGGAGCUCAGUACGGGAAUUUAGGCGCGGGACUGAUCAACUUCGUAGUGACAAUUGUGUCGACUACGUUUAUCGACAAUUUCGGACGUAAAACAUUGCUGUUAUCUAGUAGCAUUGCAUGUGCAAUUAUGCUGACGGCAUUAAUGACUUCAAUGAUUUUAUCAUCUGUGGUAAGAGUUGCGAUUUUUUUUAAGUUUUAUACCACGCACCAUCAUAGGCGUGUUUAGACUUUCGUGACUGGAGAGGCAGACGCCAAAAUUUUUUAGGAAUCCUCAGUAAAUAAAUAAGAACUUAUGAUACCUAAACAUCUUACAAACUAAAAAAAUAGAUUAUUACCCAAUUAUUGUCCUAUUGAACCAAUAUUAUUUGUUGUCUUAGUCUGGCCCAGUGUUUUGAAUUGUCACUAAAAUAGUGAACGCGUUCACGUUCACAUUCAUUGCCUAAUAAAACGAACUCAUUCAGUUUUUCCCAGAAGAUCCCUAGAUAUCAAAAUUAUUAUUAUGGAUCUUAUUUUCUAAGACCGUGUUUCGGAGCUUAAUAAUUUAUAUUACAUAAUAUUAUAAUUUUACAUUGUUAUUAUUGUUAUUUUGAAGUUUUGACUUCUGUUACUGCUAGUGUUGAAAAUUUGAUAACGUCAAGUUUGCGUUCAGUAAAAUCAAUUUUGCGCCGUUAUGGCUUAUUAUCAUUUAUCAGACUUAAAAUUACGGGCAUUGUCUGUGUUUGUACGUUCUGUUUUUUUCUCGAUAUUUUAAUUUUUAAGCGAGGCACAAAGAUUUUUUAAAUUUUAAUAUUUAACAUGUCGAUUAAUUUUUAUACUAAAAUUAACAGCAUACAAUUAGAUCUACAAUAUUGGAUAAUUUUGAUAUUAUCCAAUUUUCAACAUUAACCGUAUCAUAUGUUUAUAAUAUGCAAUAUAAUAUAUAAUAAUGAAUAAGGUUUGAAAUUCAUUUAGACCACGAUACCCGGAUUGUCAUACUUCACGAUAGCGUUCGUUCUUGGUUACGUUUUAUUCUACGGAAUCGGUCUAGGGCCAAUCCCGUUCUUUAUCGGAUCAGGUUAGUCGUUUAAACAAUACUAUAAUACUAUGAUACAGGGUGGUUCACUAAGCGUGUUCACCUCAUUUUUUUUGGUUAAAUUUACCUAAUGUAUUCAAAUUCUGAUUUUUGGAAUUUUUAAGUGUAGUCAAAGCCAAUAUUUUCGAGUACUUAUAUUUUUCACAACAUUUAAGAAGUUCAAGGUAGGAGCGUAGUGGAGCACUAUUAAAACGCCGCACGUCGUAUCGUCACACUACUAUCCCCCUACCUUAACUUAAAAGUCGAAUAUUUCGUCAACGGUUUGACGGAAAUCAAAAAUGUUGACACAAAAAUGUAUUUAAAUUAAUACUCCAUCUAUUCAUGGAAUUUUUAAUAUAGGUUCUCAAUUGAAAAACUAAAGUUGGUAUCGCCACUCGAUAUUCCUUAAAUGUUGUGAAAAAUCUAAGUAUUCGAAAAUAUCGGCUUUAAGUACACUUAAAAAUUCUAAAAUUUAGAAUUUGAAUAUUUUAUGAAAAAAUUUAACCAAAAAAGUGGGGUAAGCACGCUUAGUGAAUCACUCUGUAUAACAAGCAUAUUAUAAAUAAAACAGAUUUUAACUCUUUUAUUUUUUUUUUAUUUAUAGAACUAACAGACGUCGGACCUAGACCAAUCAUAAUGUCAGCGAUGAGCGUCGCUAAUUGGUCUGGAAAUUUUUUGGUAGGACUAUUAUUUCCUUUGGUCAACCUGAUUCUCAAACAAUACUGUUUUUUUCCAUUCAUCGCCGCUAUUGUAUUUAUAAUUAUUUUUACUUGGUAAUUAUUUGAAAUUAAUUUUAGUAGUCCUAAACUAUAUUAUAAUACGUGCAGUGUCGUAGCCAUGAUUUAUCAACGGGCGGGGGGUUAGGGUGCCUAGCAGGUUUAUGGGUCUACAACCUUCUUAACCUUAUCUAAAACUAAGAAAAAGCGAUAGGGGUGGUUAAAACACCUAAAACUCCCUUGGGUACGCCACUGAAUACGUACAUGCAUAUAGGUAUAUCACCUAAUUAUUAUUUCAAUUUUAUUCGAUUCGCAGGAAAGUUGUUCCAGAAACCAAAACUUUUUCCAGUGAAAAUGUACUGAGCCCUCCUAUCAAAGAAUAAAAGUUGAAAUCCUUUUGGUUUUAACUUGAAAUCGAGAUAAAUAUUUUGUCUGUGAUUUUAAUACAUAUUGAUUUAUUAAGAAUCGCAUUUAAAUAACGUGCUACAAGCUAAUAUGUUUAAUUAUUUAAAA